AUUUCUCUUCCUGGUAAUCCUGUCCAGCAGGGGGGCAACGUGUCCAACUUUUCUGACAUAUUUAGUCAGCUACCUCAUGUGUUGUGCUUCAGUGAAACCUAAACCCACCCCAGCGCGGGGGACAGAAACUUUGGUGCAGACUGAACUGGCAAUCGAGAGUCCCGGGGCAGGUCCUUCUGCCAUUGCGUAGCCUAGAAUCCGGAGGCUGAGGUUUGUGUGGACAUUUCUGGGAAAGCCUCCAAAGCUCUGUUUUGCCAAGGAGGACCUGGGAAGAAGGACAGCCGCAUUUUCCUGUACAGACUCAUGUUUCUUUUCAUUUUCUCGGAGAUUCCUGCGUCCUGCGCCCACAAGAUCCCCUCUCAGUUUGCUGGAAAUAAAUAAUGCCCGAGGAUUAUGUGUUUGUAGGGUCAGUUUUUAGGAUGUAAACCUAAGAGUGAGCGUACUUUGGAGAAGACUUUUCGCCGAAAUACUUUCACUGGUGGCUGAGUAUUUAUCUCACAGUUUUGGAUGUCUGUAUAACAGAGAGGGUCUGAUCUCCUGGGAUUAUACUUAAAAACGGAAGUGUUGCUGUGAUGAAGUUGUGGAUGUAACUAUUUAUGCACAGAAAUUUUCCUUGUCUGACAAAUAAAGAACAGACAGUGAAGUGUAUCUCCUCGGCAGAGGGCAUGCUCUGAAACAGAUCUCUGUCUGACUGUUGUGUGCCGAGCCUGCACGCUGUAUGUCUUCAUCUGGAAUUAAUUGAUUAACAACCUCAAAUGCGCUAAAGACGCGCCAGGAUCGCGGCUCCACCACUGGAUCAGUAUCUUCCCCUCAGUGAGUGUUUAGCCUACUUUAUCUGACAUCUCGCCAGAAUGCGGAGGGCGUGUGUGCUCAGUUUAGCUCUGAUAUAUCUGCUAACCUGGACAGGUGAAGCCGACAAACAGACUCACCUUAAGCGGGUGCGUUUGCACAGACGCACAAAGCAGGGACGUGCGCAGUUGGGCGCAACGGACAAAGAGCGCCUCGUCGAGCGUGUGCGCCCCGGGUUUGCUGCGGCAAUCUCGGUGCACGGCUCCAGGAAGCGGGGAGAUGUGCAGGCGGACGAGGAUGUUCCAGCGUCCGGCAAGCGAGCAGAACGUCGGGGUCUAGUGCCAAGGAGAGGGGCGGUCGGACAGAUUGGCUUGCCCCGUCAGCCGGAGAUGCUGCAAGAUGACGGCGCCCCAGGAGCCAGAGCCAGGGUCAUCCGAAUGCCCAGCAACGCCGGGUCACCAAAUCUGCUGGCCAGUUUCGCAGGGAAGAACCGCGUCCUGGUGAUCUCAGCGCCUCAUGAUUCUGACGGCUACUACAGGCUGAUGAUGUCUCUCCUGAAACCAGAUGUGUACUGUGAGCUCGCCGAGCGACACGUGCACCAGAUUGUCAUGUUUCAUCAGGAGGGAGAGAUGGGGGGCAAGGUGAGGAGGAUCACCACCGAGGGGAAGGUGAUGGAGGAGCCGCUGGACACGGCACUCAUACCCAGACUCAUGAGCUUCCUCAAACUGGAGAAAGGUAAAUUUGGGAUGGUGCUGCUGAAGAAGACCCUGCAGGUGGAGGAGAGGUACCCCUACCCUGUGAGGCUGGAGGCCGUGUAUGAGGUGAUUGACCAGUCGCCCAUGAGGAAGCUGGAGAAGCUCAGGCAGAAAGGUUUCGUCCAGAAGUGUAAAGGAGCAGGUGUGGAAGGCCAAGUGGAGCAGGGCACUCUCACAGUAGAUACACCAGUAGAAAGAAAACCAGGCAAGAAGAUCCCAAGAAAGCCUACAACAACAACAACCACCACAACAACUACACAGCCAACCACAACAACAACCACCACCACAACUACAACACAGCCCACCACCACCACAACCAGAGCAACAACAACCACAACUAAAGCCACAACCACCACCAAACCCACCACUACCACCACCCGAAGAACCACCACAAAACGACCCACCACCACCACCACCACUACCACUACCCAGAGACCAACCAGAGCCCACACCACAGCCCUGUGGCUCCCAGCCGCCAGAACCACUGCUGACCCUUACUACAACCGCAGAGAGAGGGAGAGGUACCCGGCUAAAACCACCCCAGCUGGAGAUAAUCGCACUGACAAGGACAACGGAGAUCCACACAGCCACAAGCUGGUACCUGCCACACAUAAACCCUCCAGGGUCAAACCCACCCGGAAGAAGAACGGGGGAGAGAAGGUGCUGACUAAUGAGUAUGAGGACAAGUAUGAACCCAGCAAGCCAACAGUCAGUGAUCCCGAGGAGACUGAAACCUUCACUGUCAUUAGUCCCACCAAGAAGAUCAAGGGCAAGCAUGAUAAGCUUGACAAGAAGAAGAAAAAAAACGACAAGGCCACCAAGAAAGCCGACAGGAGAGGAGGCAAGGUCGGGAAAGAGGGGAAGAUCGGGGGAAAGAAAAAUGGAAAGAAGCUCUCAAAGUACCCUGAGAAAGAGGAGUACCCCAAGCCCACUAAAAGGCCAACGCCCCCUCCGAAGGGAUCCCUGACCUCCUUCCUGGACUACUUUGAGAACAGGAGACGGCUGCUGCUGAUUACGUCCCCCAGCGAGGAGAACAGUAUGUAUGUUCAGCAGAGAGAUGAGUACCUGGAGUCUGUGUGUGAAAUGGCCAUCAGGAAAGUCUCCAUCAUCACCAUCUUUGGCUCCCUGACCAACUCCACCAUGAAGAUUGACCAUUACCAGCUAGAAAAUGACAAGCCUAUGAAGGGUCUCCGUCAGGAGGACCUGGUGAACCAGGAUCUGAUCACAGAGCUGAGGAAGGAGUUCAGCAUGACAUAUGAUGACUUCUACAUGGUCCUCACCGACACUGACAUAAGAGUCAAGCAAUCCUACGAGGUUCCGAUUGCAAUGAAGGCGGUGUUAGACUACAUCGACACCUUCUCCUCCCGCAUCCGAGAGAUGGAGCAGCAGAAGAGAGACGGGGUUGUUUGUAAGAAAGAGGAUAAGCCCAGAUCGUUGGAGAACUUCCUCUCCAGGUUCCGUUGGAGACGCCGCCUGUUCAUCAUCUCAGCCCCCAGCGAUGAGGAGUGGGCCUAUCAGCAGCAGCUGUACGGCCUGACCAGCCAGGCCUGCAACCUUGGUCUGAGGCACAUUGCCAUUCUGAAGUUGGUCGGCACAGAGCCACCGGAUAUGGGCGGAGUCUUGGAGCUCUAUCCUAUAAAUG
Molecule: messenger RNA, 3186 nt
Organism: Morone saxatilis (striped sea-bass)
Lineage: Eukaryota; Metazoa; Chordata; Actinopteri; Moronidae
Gene: ccdc80
Product: coiled-coil domain containing 80
Source: RefSeq, a predicted model, not a curated record